AUGCAAAGCAUAGGGAGAGCAAUUAGCGAUGAUGAAAAUGGAGAAAAAGUGAGAUGCCCUUCGUCCUUAGUGGGGAGGUUGAAAAUGCCCCAAGAAGCGAAGAAUGAAGUGAUAAACGAACGAAACAUGAUGCCGGAAAUCCCAAAUUACCCCCUGCGCCGAGAGCCCGAGUGUCCCCUCAACAGGAAGAGAGACGUCUCUUCGAUCCCCAAAAAUACGAAAGAGAAGUGGCUCUAUCCCUCGCCGCAGCAGUUCUACAAUUCGCUCAUUAGCAAGAAUAAGCACAUUGACAGAAAUUACAUUGACGCUGUGGUGACGGUACAUAACGAAGUUAAUGAGGAGUCCUGGAGGCACAUCCUAAAAUAUGAGUACCUGCACAGGAGCAAAUGCAGCCAAGUCACUCUGCAGCGAUUUCUCGGAAAAUUUGACGACCUCUCCGCGAAGGCCAAAUUCAGGAGCGUUUUUUCCAAGUUAGGCAAGCCAUUCGAUAGACACGACUGGUAUGUGAACAGAUGCGGUAAGGAGGUGAAAUACAUUUUGGAUUUUUACAACGAUGAGUCUUUGCAGGAUGACAAAAAUAUAUACAUCGACGUGAGGCCUGCCCUGAACAGUUUCUCAAACAUCUGGGACCGAAUACGUUACCCAUUUUAUGAAUUUUAUUUUAAGCAUGUCAAGCGGUACGAGUUGUUUAGGUGA
Molecule: messenger RNA, 696 nt
Organism: Plasmodium inui San Antonio 1
Lineage: Eukaryota; Apicomplexa; Aconoidasida; Haemosporida; Plasmodiidae
Product: cytochrome c heme-lyase
Exons: 5
Coding region: 1-696 (231 amino acids)
Cellular component (GO): mitochondrion
Molecular function (GO): holocytochrome-c synthase activity
Source: RefSeq, a predicted model, not a curated record